CUGCAUGCAGUUUGGAAUUUGGAACCAGAGGCAUAACAACGUUGUAUAUGUUAUGUAUAUAUAACGUUGUAUAUGUAUAUGUUGUUAUAUAAUAUGAUAUCUAUGGUCUGAGCAUAUAAAUCAACUAGGCAUAUUGAUUAUAUUGAUUAUAUUUAUUUAUAUGCUUUUUUGGAACUUGCCAUCUUCAUGUGAUCGCGCAUGACUAGUCAGACUACCGCCUACCGAUCACGUACAGUGAGAUUGAUUGACAAUGGAACAGACAGGGGAAAAAACUGCAUUCGUAGUUGGGGGAACAGGAGAAACUGGGAAGAUCCUUCUUCAAAUGCUAUUGGAAAAAAAUGCAUUUAAGCAAGUUGCAUCCAUUGCAAGGCGUGAACUGGAAAACAAAGACAAUGCUUACAAUAACCUGGAACAAGUGAUUGUCAAUUUUGACAAGCUUGAAACGGACCAUGCUGAUGCAUUCAAAGGCUAUGAUGUGGGGUUCUGCUGUUUGGGAACGACUAAAGGCAAAUCUGGAACUGAUGGCUUUAUAAAAGUUGAUCAUGACUAUGUGAUGGCUGUAGCCAGAUUAGCAAAAGCUGGAGGAUGCAAGCAUUUUGUGCUGAUGUCAUCUAUGGGUGCGGAUGCAAAAAGUGGCAUGCUCUAUAAAAAGAUCAAGGGCCAGGUUGAAGAAGAGUGCAAGCAAGUCGGAUUUGAGAAGCUUUCUAUUUUUCGACCAGGGGUACUGCUGGUAGACAGGGAGGAGCGACGGGCAGGAGAGGGUGUGUUUCGUUUCAUGUUAAAGCCAGUCGCAUGGAUGUUUCCAACACUCAUCACCACCCCUAUAGAGAUGGUUGCCGUGGCUAUGAUAAACAAUGUGCAGUCACCAAGCAACCAGAGUGAGGAGUUGCUAUGCAACAAGGAAAUUCACAAUCUUGCCACAGUCAAAUAAGAUGAAGGGA
Messenger RNA from Priapulus caudatus, 941 nucleotides. RefSeq names its product oxidoreductase HTATIP2-like. The transcript is spliced from 6 exons. The record is from RefSeq and is a predicted model, not a curated record. Bases 251 to 931 code for a protein of 226 amino acids. Gene Ontology annotation, cellular component: cytoplasm. Gene Ontology annotation, biological process: import into nucleus. NCBI's taxonomy places the organism in Eukaryota, Metazoa, Priapulida, Priapulimorpha, Priapulimorphida, Priapulidae.